Molecule: messenger RNA, 1158 nt
Organism: Phytophthora infestans T30-4
Lineage: Eukaryota; Oomycota; Peronosporomycetes; Peronosporales; Peronosporaceae
Exons: 1
Coding region: 1-1158 (385 amino acids)
Source: RefSeq, a predicted model, not a curated record
AUGAUGAAUCCGACAGCGAGUAGUAUGGCGCGGGCAACCGCAGCGGAAGCCCGCAAGACUUUGUUGAAGAGUGCUGCGGCGAAAAAGACCCCGGCGCGCAAGCCGAUGAGGACCAAGGUUGGAGUAAAGUCGGCAGCUCAUGUGUCUACUGCCCCACCAGCUCCGAUCAAGACUGUCGUUGCUCCUCCAGCUCCAGUUACGAUUGAUGACUCUGAUGACAGCGCUCGCAACGUGAAGCGCCGACUUAACGCCAUGGACGCUGAAGCUGCGAGCAAUCGCUUGUAUGAUAAUGCCAAGGAGGCCAAGGCUCGGAAAGAAGCUCGACGUGCUGAGUUGCAGGAGAACUACUCGUUUGCCCCUCAAGUCAAUACCAUCAAGCGACGCGCAAAUCCUGGGGAAGCCGAGGAGCCGAGCCAAGAUCGUUUUAGUAGGUUGCAUGCCCAAGCCAAGGAGCUGCUUGAGAGAAAACGCGAGCUUCAGCAGCAACAUGAACGGGACGGGUGCACUUUUGCUCCUUCAAUCUCGGCACGAGCCAAACGUUUGGCUCAGCCCAGCUCGGGUCCGCGGUACGAGAAUCUUUAUAAGCACGCCCAAGAGAUGAAACAGAAACGCGAAGAUAAGAUCUUAGAAAGGGUCAAAACCACCGAGGAGCAAUGUCCAUUCAAGCCCAAGAUGAUCGCUGCCAGGUCGCUGAAGGCGCCUCCGAAGAACAAGCCUCUCUACGACUCGGAACGCGAAAAGCAAAAGCGACUAGCACUUGAUCAGAAGAAGAUUGACGCUGAGAUGAGCCAGUGCACAUUCAAGCCAAAGGUGUCUGCAAAGCGCUUGAAGUCGAAGGCUGAGACCCCCACGGAUGCUACCACCGAUGCAGCAGUGGAUGCUAACCCCUACAAUCGUCUCUAUCAAGGAAGCAUUAACCGGACGGAGCGAUUGCAAAAACUUCGUCAGGAGCGCGACGAAGAAGAAAAGACACACACACCGUUCCAGCCCAAAAUCACCGCGAGAUCGCGAACUCUCAAGGAUAAAGCGAAGACAAAAGAGCCUUUUCACAAGCGGCUUUACAAUAAGGACUACCUGAAGAAGCUGGAUGCUGAACGGGAGCAACGCCGUCUUGAAGAGGAACAGCAGUUCUCGUUUAAGGUAAGACGGCUGGUCUGA